Loa loa (African eye worm) is the source of this 843-nucleotide messenger RNA. RefSeq lists its product as hypothetical. Bases 1 to 843 code for a protein of 280 amino acids. Lineage: Eukaryota; Metazoa; Nematoda; Chromadorea; Rhabditida; Onchocercidae. The transcript is spliced from 6 exons. The record is from RefSeq and is a predicted model, not a curated record. Gene Ontology annotation, biological process: regulation of transcription by RNA polymerase II; cell differentiation. Gene Ontology annotation, molecular function: sequence-specific DNA binding; DNA-binding transcription factor activity, RNA polymerase II-specific. Gene Ontology annotation, cellular component: nucleus.
AUGGAAAGGUUAAAGGGCUAUUUCCUUUCCUUUGCAGAUGCUCGAAUUCUGUCACCCUGGUUAUCAACAGCAUUUUUUUAUCAUCCAGCAACAACAACUACUACUACUACUACAAAUUGGUCUCAUACCGAUUUCAUUUCACCUAAUUUUACUGAUUGUUUGAAAGGUGGAUCAACUCUGGAUGCUACGACAUUAGCGCCUCGAUCACCAGCACAUGCCUAUCAUUCGUCAUUACAGGAUAUACUGUGUACUAACUUGCAUGGAAUAAUCCCGCCACAUUCUGGUACAUCUUCAACAGUACCAAUUCCCAGUCAACUCUUCUGUUCACCGUAUCCAUCACAUUCGGCACAAAUGUCUAUGAGUCGUCGAUACAGUGAGCCUACAUCAUUAAUGCCUAAUCAUUCAGGCACUGGAAGGCGCAAAAGUCGUGAAGGACAAGUAAAUUAUUUAUGGGAAUUUCUGUUGCGUUUAUUGCAAAACAAGGAAUAUUCGCCUAAAUAUAUCAAAUGGUUAGAUCAUAGUAAAGGAAUUUUCAAACUGGUCGAUUCGAAAGCCGUUUCACGCCUUUGGGGUUUGCAUAAGAAUAAACCGGGAAUGAAUUAUGAAACAAUGGGUCGAGCUCUCAGAUAUUACUAUCAGCGUGGAAUAUUACAAAAGGUGGAUGGUCAACGACUUGUUUAUCAAUUUAUGGAUGUACCUAAAGAGGGAUUCUAUGAAGAUCAACAGCAUAUUACUGUGAAUGGCAAUGGUAACUGUAGCAAUAGCAGGAGACAACUGAAAAAGGAAAAUAACUAUUUGAAUUUCAACGAAGGAAAAAAUGUCAUCGAGAUGUCACAGGAAUGA